Molecule: messenger RNA, 543 nt
Organism: Diabrotica virgifera virgifera (western corn rootworm)
Lineage: Eukaryota; Metazoa; Arthropoda; Insecta; Coleoptera; Chrysomelidae
Gene: EMRE
Product: essential MCU regulator, mitochondrial
Exons: 1
Coding region: 122-391 (89 amino acids)
Biological process (GO): calcium import into the mitochondrion; mitochondrial calcium ion homeostasis
Cellular component (GO): mitochondrial inner membrane; uniplex complex
Source: RefSeq, a predicted model, not a curated record
CCUUAAAUAUGACGUUUAAAAUGUUGUGGUUGGGUUCCUAACUUCACGUUACUCAAGAGGUCAAAAUUGACCUAUUUUUAUCAAAUUAUUUGUGCGGUUAACGUUAGUUAAUUUUACCAAAAUGUUAUGGAGACUGGGAGUGCUUUAUAGGACAAUACCAAAAUUAACAAUCCCGCCUAGCAUAAAUAGUAACGUUGUCCGAUAUGCCGUAACAAAUAAACACGGAGUAGUAUUGCAGGAGCCCCAUCGAACCUCUUUUGGAGUCUUCAAAAUAUUCGUUACAGUUACAUCAGGCUUGCUUAUAGGAGCUGCAAUUAGUAAAAAUAUAGCCAAUUUCCUAGAGGAGAACGACCUUUUUGUACCAUCUGAUGAUGACGAUGAUGAUGACUAGUUAAAUAACUGGUGUAUGUAGUCUAAUCAAAAUCCUAUUUAUGUACAUUACCUCCGUACCUUGUUUUAUUUAAUUAUAUUCUAUAUAUGCUAAUUUUAUUUUUUUAAUGUAUUCGUUCCAGUGAAUAAAAGCUUUAAUCAAUUCAAUCUCAA